CGUCGCGAGACCAAAAGAGAGCUCCCAAUGGCUUCUCUCCUCUUCUCCCCUUCUCGUCUUCCCACAUCGCUCUUUUCCACUCUCGCCCUAUUCAUCUAUUCCCCAAAUCCCCACCGCCACCAUUCCCAAUCCCUUUCUUCCAUUAAGACGCCCACGAAGGACCGCGCCCUCAUCGUCUCAUCCGCCCUCGCCGAGUCCAAUUCUUCCAAAUCCCUCGACGACGGCGGCCGCGGCGAAGACGGAAGCGACGACGAUGAUCUCCUCCCCCUCCUCCGAGAGCUCUCCGAUUGUCUGCUUCUCCCUCCGGAUUAUCUAUCCAGUCUUCCUCGCGAUCUCCGGCUUGAUUUGAAUGAUGCGGCAUUUGAUCUCUCCAACGGGCCUGUCUUGGAUGACUGUGGUGAGGUGGUGGGCGACUUGCUUCUAAAUCUUUCCAGAGCAUGGGAACAAGCUGACACUUCGACUUCAAAUAGCCUAGCGAGGCAGCUGCCGUCAAUGGAGAGCUUUUUGACAAAAAAUGUCAAAGCAUCACUUGGCAAACGCUUGGUAUCCGCUGGAAGGAGAUUUCAGGCAAUGGGACAGUAUGCUGAUGGAGAGCCACAAAAGAUUGCCACAACAAUGAUUAAAAUUGGAAAGCAGCUAUCUAGAGGUCCAGUGGUUACAGGGGAUGAGGAGCCCAAAAUGGAAACCAGGACCCUGAAGUUUGGUGAAUUGCAGGUUGAGUUGACUUCGAAAAAGGCCUUUAUUGGUGCUGGAAUUGGUUUAGUGUUUGGGAUCCUCUCAUGGCAAAUAAGUCGGGGCAUCGAAAACAUACCAGAAAGCUCCUUAGAAUAUGCCAAUGAUAAUGCAUUGUUACUGGCAAAGUCACUAAGGGGAGCUCUUCUUGCCUUAUUCUAUUCAUCUGCGGCUUUAUCAGUAUUUACUUCAAUAGGGCUUGUUUUGUUAGGAAGACAACUGAGCUCUGAAAGCAAAUGACAGAAAAUGUUGUUGCUUAGAGAUGGUAUUAGUCUCUCACCUCCAAGUGCAUUCUCAGUGAACCAAUAUGUAGGAGUUGUUUGCAAACGCAGGUGGCGAAUCAAACAUGUCUAGGACUUUUAUUGGGUUUAUCAAACUACUGUGGAAUUACUCAAUGUAAGUGGCAAACAUCUGAUAUGUUAUUGGUCACUUCCUCUAGUAGACUAUUAUUUUCUUUAGUUUCUUAACUGAAUUUUUUUUCAUGGUAAUGCCUUCCAAUAAUCAUCUAUUUUGAUUCUUAGUCUAUAAUUGGCUCACUUUUUUUUUCCUUAAUGAUUCAGAAAAACAAUUCAAGGGAACAUUUUAUAGGAAAAGUCAAAUGUAUUUAAAUUACACAACUCAAAUUGUUGGCUGUGAUGGCCAAGAAGAGCCAACUCAACAGAACAAUUUUUUCAUCCAAGUUCAUAUACGGCAAACCAUAAUUCUCAUUUUCUAGGGAAUAAGCCAUAUAAUCGCAUCAGCUUCCCAAGUGGCAUGGUCCACCAGCAGUUCUUGUAUCCUUUCAUUAGAUAGCGGAGAUCAUCUUUAACUUUCCCCAUUACCUAUGAGUUUAGUACUUUUAACUUACCCAUCAUUGAUUGGCCUUUGAAGCCUGCAAUAACAAAUUUCUUUUACUAUCAGCGAUCCUUGUGUUUCAUGAUGCCCUAUUAAAUUAAUCUUCUGUUGUACAUCAUGUGUGUGCAAGUUUAAGUUUCCAGGAAUUUCAGAUAUUGUUCGCUUUAUGGAGGCAGUUAUCACUACUCCGAGGAAGGAAUGAUUACGGAAGAGUAUUAAAGUGUAUUUAUUCUUCGGAAGUAGUUUGGAUCAUUUUAUGGGUGGUCAAAUGAAAUCCAUAGCUUGUUGCUUACUUAUUGAUGUUGUUUAUGCACAAGCUUUUUAUGGCUUCUCUUUAUAUUUUUUUUCCAAAGUUCUUUUCUCCCUCUUAAGGUUGAUGUUACCACCAUUGUUUUUGAUGCAAGAGUCGUUGAGAUGCUUGUGUUUUAAAGUAGUUUAGUUCAAUAGACCCACAAUUUGGGGAUGAAUAAAAUGGGUUUAUUUUUUCAGUGUCAUCA
This is a messenger RNA of Musa acuminata subsp. malaccensis (wild Malaysian banana), 2063 nucleotides long. RefSeq lists its product as uncharacterized. The record is from RefSeq and is a predicted model, not a curated record. Gene Ontology annotation, cellular component: chloroplast. NCBI's taxonomy places the organism in Eukaryota, Viridiplantae, Streptophyta, Magnoliopsida, Zingiberales, Musaceae.